AUGGUGGAAUUCAGGGAAGCACGUCGUUAUGUUGGUUCCGCUACAAUUGCAGCAACCAGCAUAUUUUUAAAGCCUUCCUCCCCUGGAUUUCCUGCUAUUCCACAUCGUUCCAUGUCUGAACCUCUUGGUUGUGCUGUCAAUCCAGACGGGUCUCUCAAGGAAGCAACGGAAAUUGAUUUUCCGCACUCAGCCAGCGAAGAUCAACCUGACUUGGCUCCCAAACCUGUGCUGAAGAAAAAGAGAGUGACAACCACCAAAGACCUUGGGCCGGCUGCUGUAUGCGUAGGUAGUUCUCGUAUCAAACAAAAAACUUGGAAACUGCGCGAUGGUGAUAAAGCAAGGAAAACAACUCAAAUGGGGAAAUGCGCCAGUUCGAAUAUAGCCAGCCAAAGCCGGAAGAAAGUCAAACAAAACAACGGAAAGCUGAGGAUUUUUGGAGCACAGCAGCAUAGUGACGACGACGCAGAUGGUAGCACCAGAGAACAUGUAACGUCAGAUGGAGGAGAUUCGGAUGACGAUGAAUCUGGAGAUGAGCUUGAUCAGUAUGAAAAAAUGAAGAGUGAGAUUGCGGAAGAACGACAGCUGACGUGCAGGACGGCAUUAAAGGGCACUGGUGUACAAUCUGUCAAGCCGCCAAUCCGUCACGUUCCUACUCCUUUUUCACCGGAAAUGCCUCAAGCCUUCAUACACACAUAUCAAGGUGAUCUGCCAAGUGCUGCUUCUCUUUGCUUUUUGUACUCACAUCUUGAUUUUAGAAAAUGGGAUACCCAUAGUUCAAUCUAUCUUGAACAGUAUGAGAAGAAUAGUGCCGAACCAAACCACCGUGUGCAGCCAACGAAAGAUGUAGAUGAUGACGAAUCAACUGGCUCGCAGAUGAAGGUGACAUCAUUUGUUGGUGAAUCAGAUCUUUGCUGUGAAGAAAAGCUACCACGGCUUGAACUCAUCAAAUGGAUUCGCACUAGAUGGGGUUCAAUGGCUGACCUCAUCGAGCGGGCAUUGGACUGUCGUCUGACAGUGAAUAAGAUGAUGGCGCUUGCUGAUGAUAGCCCCCGGGUGCCAAAUUUGAAGCAAAAGAAAUACAAUGACUUCAAAAUUCAUGCGAAAGAAUGGAAACUGCUUGACCUCGUACUCGAGGUACUCAAGGAACCAAGAAACGCACAAGGAGCAUUUUCAUCCGAGAAUGUGCCUACGGUUAGAAACACCCUUCCCAACCUUGAAUGUCUUAUUGAGUGCUGGGAUAUUAUAUAUCAUACUGCCAAGUUUGCACCAGUACAGGCCGGAAUUGAGGCAGGUAUCUCAAAGAUGAUGAAGUAUUACAACCGAGUCGAAAAUCAUGGAGUUUACUUCGCCGCAAUGAUUUUGGUCCCCUGUAUCAAAGACGCAUAUGCAAGAAAUAAGUGGAGCAUUGAGGACUAUGCUACUGGAAUGGCAAGAUUUGAACAUCUCUUUGAAGACUACAUUACGGACAACACACCCAUUACUCUUGCGAAGGAGAUGAGCAAUUUGGCAACGACAAGUACAACGUCAUUCGAGGGUGGAUACGGCUCUUCAUGGAUGAGCAAUGCUCUUGCAGCACGUCGUGAACAUGAGCAUGAAAAACAUGAUCCCCAUCGGGAACUCUGA
Molecule: messenger RNA, 1623 nt
Organism: Marasmius oreades (fairy-ring Marasmius)
Lineage: Eukaryota; Fungi; Basidiomycota; Agaricomycetes; Agaricales; Marasmiaceae
Exons: 9
Coding region: 1-1623 (540 amino acids)
Source: RefSeq, a predicted model, not a curated record